Messenger RNA from Botrytis cinerea B05.10, 1346 nucleotides. RefSeq lists its product as hypothetical. The record is from RefSeq and is a predicted model, not a curated record. Bases 111 to 1151 code for a protein of 346 amino acids. The transcript has 2 exons. NCBI's taxonomy places the organism in Eukaryota, Fungi, Ascomycota, Leotiomycetes, Helotiales, Sclerotiniaceae.
GAAACGCGUCUUCACAUCUCUAGAAUUUGCUUGAAGAUCAACUACAGUCUUCUUGAUAAUUCGCUUGCAUCGAAGAACUUUGCUAUACAUCUGCCAGAAUAAAAUUUCAAAUGGCUUCACAUAAUAAAAGAAAUGCAGGGGAAGAAGUGCCAUUAACAGAAGGAUCUACUAAAAUUGCUAGGACCGCCAACGAAAUGGAAUCAAAUCCACAAACAUCCAUGGCUGCUUUAUUCAGAGCAAACAAGAUGGUUCACGAUCUAAAGGAAUCGCAGCUUCGUACAAUUCUCGUUCAGGCAUAUGUUUCUCAUCCCGAGAUAGCUCAUGUGGUAGAUUUGGAACAUGAAAAGAUGGAACAUUUGGAUAAGACACCGUCCGAAUCAGACCCUGAAUCGGACCCCGUCUCUCUUUCUGGAGCUGGCCGUGCUGUUGGAGUUUACAAAGAGCGGGACGAAGAUGAUGAGGGUUCAGGCUCGGAAGAUGAAGCUUCGAAGAGAAAAAGAAAAGUGACGGAACUCAAAGAACGCGGUAUCGACGACUCGUUCUCGUGUUCAUGUGAUACUGGUUGCGCAAAUGGCAGAUGCGAAUGCUCCAAGAAUUCUUUUAGUUGUGGUCCAAACUGCAAAUGUGCCUCGUGUGGCAAUUAUCUAAACAAGUUUGCCCUGUUCUUCGGAGAACCUAGACUUCGCGCUACAAAUUGUUUUGCGAGUUGGAUGAAAGCGCAGGGGCCUGAUCUGGAUCUCGAUUCCGCAUUUACACAAGAGGAAUUACGAAGUAACAUUAUGGGAGUCGAUGAAAAGAAAUACUACGAUGCGCCUCAAGGACCAGUAUUCUCCGAUGGUUCUAACCCGGAAAUACAACAGCUUGGUGAAAAGUGGCUCGAGGCAAGGACUGAAGCAGAGAGGAAACCUAUUCGAAUGAAGUUGUUCAGAAAGGCAUUUGUUGAGGAUGGUGAACAUUUUUUCUCUUUCUGCUCUGGUGGAUGGGAGGAAUUCAACUGCACUGUUCAUUGUUCCGUUUGUGAUGAAUGUAACGACUGGAGAGACUGGCACUGCAAGGAUUGCGGGAAGUGCUCAUAUGGAGUUACUCUCCCUUGUGAUGGUUGUGGUGGAGUUUCGAAUGGGUAUCAUGAUCAAUUCGAUGAUAUGUGGUAGGAUUUGACCAAUUUUGAUUAUGAGAACGCCAUAUCACCAUCACUUCACAAGCUAAGUUGAGCAGCAGCUUCCCAAGAAGCUCUUUUAUUUAUUUUGGUGGUGGCUAGGCAUAAUCCUUAUAACGAAACAAUUUUUUAACACAAUGCGUUGUUAUAUGCUAUCACUACAAGCUCAUGUCAAUAUACUACUGUCUCA